Molecule: messenger RNA, 2236 nt
Organism: Spea bombifrons (plains spadefoot toad)
Lineage: Eukaryota; Metazoa; Chordata; Amphibia; Anura; Pelobatidae
Gene: PANK1
Product: pantothenate kinase 1
Exons: 7
Coding region: 228-1550 (440 amino acids)
Biological process (GO): coenzyme A biosynthetic process
Cellular component (GO): cytosol; nucleus
Molecular function (GO): pantothenate kinase activity; ATP binding
Source: RefSeq, a predicted model, not a curated record
CGCGGCGCUGGACAGGCUGCAGUGCGUGUGCUGGGGACGGGAGGGUGACCAUGACCUCAGUGGAAGCACCACCAGUGUCACGGAACAAGUCAGCCCCGGUAGAGCGCUAACGGCCGCGGAGGAGUGGAAAAGCGAGGCUAAAGCAUCCUAAGGGAGGCAGACUGCUUUGAAGGCCGCCGUGAGCACAGGAGACAAACGCCCCCUCCUGUUUCUUCUCCUUCGCAGUGAUGGGGGAUCGUGCGCAGCCAGAUUCGGCCUCCGGCUCCCGUUUGCAAAACGGGUUUCACCCGCCACAGACCCUACAACUUAGCAACGGGGAGGUCGGCAAAAGCCAGGCCGAGUAUGUGAAUGGGCAAAUGCGAGGGCAGCCACAGACCGACCCCCUCCACAGGGGCUCCCCGGCCAAGAAAAGCAGGAUCAGGAGGAGGAUGGAUUCGGGCAGGAAGAACAGACCCCCGUUCCCAUGGUUUGGUAUGGACAUUGGAGGAACCCUGGUGAAGCUGGUUUACUUUGAACCCAAAGACAUUACUGCUGAAGAGGAACAAGAAGAGGUUGAAAACCUUAAAAGCAUACGAAAAUACUUGACAUCAAACACAGCCUACGGCAAAACUGGAAUCCGAGAUGUUCAUCUUGAAUUGAAAAACUUGACCAUGUGCAGCCGCAAAGGCAAUUUGCACUUUAUCCGCUUCCCAACAUGUGCCAUGCACAGGUUUAUACAGAUGGGCAGCGAAAAGAACUUUUCUAGCUUGCACACCACGCUAUGUGCUACCGGAGGGGGAGCUUUCAAGUUCGAAGAGGACUUUAGAAUGAUAGCGGACCUUCAGCUCCAUAAACUGGAUGAACUAGACUGUCUGAUCCAAGGAUUGCUUUACGUCGAUUCUGUAGGAUUUAACGGUGGGCCAGAAUGCUACUAUUUCGAAAAGCCAACAGAUCCAGAGCAAUGUCAGAAAAAGCCAUACUGCCUUGACAAUCCCUACCCAAUGUUGCUGGUUAACAUAGGGUCAGGUGUCAGCAUACUUGCAGUGUAUUCUAAAGACAACUAUAAAAGAGUAACUGGGACAAGUCUCGGUGGAGGAACAUUCCUUGGUCUCUGCUGUUUGUUAACUGGAUGUGAAACGUUCGAAGAGGCGCUGGAAAUGGCUGCCAAAGGAGACAGCACUAACGUUGAUAAACUGGUGAAAGAUAUCUAUGGUGGUGACUACGAAAGGUUUAGCCUUCAGGGCUCUGCGGUUGCAUCCAGCUUUGGUCACAUGAUGAGCAAAGAAAAGAGAGAUUCUAUUAGUAAGGAAGACUUGGCCCGGGCAACAUUGGUCACCAUUACAAAUAAUAUCGGAUCCAUUGCUCGUAUGUGUGCAGUCAAUGAGAAUAUUGACAGAGUAGUAUUUAUGGGAAACUUUCUCCGUAUCAACAUGGUUUCUAUGAAGCUGCUGUCCUAUGCUAUGGAUUACUGGUCAAAGGGACAAUUAAAGGCCCUUUUCUUGGAACAUGAGGGUUACUUUGGUGCUGUUGGAGCACUUUUGGAGCUACUCAAGAUGAAUGGCGAUCAGUAAAAGAAAAAAAAAAGGGGGGGUACACUAUUGAGAAUAAUUGCCUGGCUGCUGUUUGAAGAAAAAAUGUUGUUUUAACUUCUAGGAGGUACAAACUAAAGCCAUUUCAUAUAUGUGUCAUACGACUUGUAAAUAUUUAAGAUUUCUCUUAAUGGACACUGGGAAUCUGUAUAUUUUAAAAAUGUGCAACAUGGCCAAACACAUCACAGCAAUUGUUUAUUUAACGCUAAUUUAAAAUGGUAAUUCUUCAUGAACCUCCACACUCAAUUUUUUUAAACCUCUAACAAGACUUUCAAAUGUGGGAUUGCUGCUUCUUCCCUCCCGGAGGUGCGUUUGUAAAUGUAUUUCUUUUCUACACUACCUUCAGUUCUGGUAAGGACUGGAAACUGCCAUUGAGCCAUUUUGCACGAGUAACCUUUGAACCAUAGCACUGAUUGGUUCAGAAACAGGAAGUUCCAGUUCAAAGAAGAUCAUUUAUUAUAUCAAAAUGAUGACAUCAAGAUGACAAGAUGUCUUAAAACAAUUGGACAAAUGACGCCAUUGCAGCUCUAGCACACAUCGGAAGAUAUCAAAGUAGGGCUGAAAUGUGCGAGAGUAUUUGUUUCUCUCUGGUCUUGUUAUACGUGCGGGCAUUUUAUUUAUAAUUUUGGUUUAUUGUGAUUAUGCUUUUAAUAGAUUCAAGAACAAAA